CCUCGAGACUACCAUCUUUUUUGCAAGGAUCACGCCUCCUUUCAAUCAAUGCAGCUAGCCACAAGAAUGCAAUGUGUUCUUCUGGUGGGUGGGGCUAACUGCCUGCAAAUUUCUUAAAUUUGUGCAAAACUCAAACAAAAUGGCGGAGGAGCUACAUGUACUCUCGUGACUGCAAACUGGUUCCUUUUGGUGGUUUUCAUGGCUUUUAUAGCCCCAGGAUCAGAUGAAAGACUAACCUCAUUUAUAAGUAUAUGGGGUCACAUACUGUUAUGGUCUGUCAUGUCUUCAUCUCUCGUGUAUCUUGUAAUGGGUAGCUUGUGGGUCACCCUCUUAAAAGUUGGUCAUAAGAAGUGGCAUUUUAAAUUUGGGGCUGGCGUACUAUUUGUGCUAUCGGCUCUCUGGAAAAUGAUAUCAAAAGAUGCCAUUUUAAGUUUAGCUGUAGCUGGUAUUUAUUCUGCUAUUGAUGUACCAUUGGCUGGUGAAUGGGCACUUUUGUGGGGUGUGGGACUAAGUCUUAUCACUAUAGCAAUCAAUGUCUUCAUUGCCUGCUGUCCUAUUUAUUCUGUACUUUAAAUCCUCUUCCUCUUGUUUUCAUUUUAUUGUUUAUAAUUUUUUGCAGCCUCAUCAUGCAUUAAAAAUGCAUUUUUAAUUUUUGUAUGUGAAAUAAUUGUUUCGUUAUUUCACUACACCAUUUAAUUUUUAAUAUUAUUU
Molecule: messenger RNA, 711 nt
Organism: Amphimedon queenslandica
Lineage: Eukaryota; Metazoa; Porifera; Demospongiae; Haplosclerida; Niphatidae
Product: transmembrane protein 170B-like
Exons: 4
Coding region: 199-573 (124 amino acids)
Source: RefSeq, a predicted model, not a curated record